This is a messenger RNA of Parathielavia appendiculata, 1871 nucleotides long. RefSeq names its product NAD(P)-binding protein. Gene Ontology annotation, molecular function: nucleotide binding. The transcript has 3 exons. The coding region runs from base 328 to 1494 and encodes 388 amino acids. Lineage: Eukaryota; Fungi; Ascomycota; Sordariomycetes; Sordariales; Chaetomiaceae. The record is from RefSeq and is a predicted model, not a curated record.
ACUUCGUUCUCUGAUUCGCUGUGUGGUGCUACAGUGGCCCCAUACCAAGCUGUUUUAGCGUGAAAUAAGCUGGAGAUUCAAGGGUGACUCCCCGUCAUUUUGGUCAGCCAUGUUCCGGCAAAUUACCCGCAACGCCGGCGCUGCCCCGCCAUGAAACCCAAUAGAGGGGCAAUUGUCGGGGACAAGAUGCGAUUGCUGUCGGUCCUUUUUAGAGGCCUGACAGAAGGUUAAAAUCUCCUGCGCUCCCUCGGUCGUUCCUGGUUCUGUCCCUCACCCAAACAGCCCGAUAGCGAGAGAUAAACAUCAGCCACUUGCAAAACAACAGCCAUGGCGUCGUCAACUCCGUACACGGUGAGGUGGGGUAUCAUGGCAACGGGGUGGAUCGCCGAAGUCUUCACCAAGGACCUCCUCGCCGACCCGGCGAUUCGCAAUGUUCACGACGUGCGCCACGAGGUCGUUGCCGUAUCCUCGUCCAGCUCCAAGGACAGGGCCGCCGAGUUCAUCCAGAAGGUCAAGGCGCCGAGUUCCGCCAAAGCCUACGGCUCUUACCACGAGCUGGUGGCCGACCCCGACGUCGACAUCAUCUAUGUCGCCACGCCCCACAGCCACCACUUCCAGAACGCCAUGCUGGCCCUCGAGGCCGGCAAGAAUGUGCUCUGCGAGAAGGCCCUGACGGUGACGGCGUCCCAAGCGCGCAAGCUGGUCGAGAUGGCUCGCGAAAAAGGCGUCUUCUUCAUGGAGGCCGUGUGGACACGCUACUUCCCCUUGAGCAUUCAGGUCAGGAAGCUGAUCGCGGACGGAGCGAUUGGCAAUGUCUACCGUACCAUUGCCGACCUGUCGCUUGGCAAUGAUAUGCCCGACGGCAAGGUGAAAUUCGACGACUCGCACCGCAUGGUCAACCCCGCCCUGGCCGGCGGCGCCCUCUUGGAUCUGGGUAUCUACUCCCUGACCUGGGUGUUCCAGACGCUGUACCAUGUUCAGCCCGAGGAGGAGAAGGAGGCACCUACCGUCGUGGCGGCCGUGAACAAGUACCACACCGGCGCCGACGAGGCGACUACCGUCAUUGUGCAGUUCCCCAAGCACAGAAGCCAGGGCAUCGCCAUGACGUCGCUGCGCGUGGCCAGCGACGUGGACGGGCAAAGCGGCGCCGCCAUCCGCAUCCAGGGUUCCGCGGGCGAGAUCCAGGUCAUGCACCCCGCGUACUGCCCGCUGCAGUACAAGGUCAUUAAGAAGGGGGGCGGUGCCGAGGUGGUCGACUGCCCGAUCCCCAAGGACGAGAGCGGCUGGGGCCAAGGCAUGUUCUGGGAGGCCGACGAGUGCGCGCGCUGCCUGCGGGAUGGGCAAAAGGAGAGCAAGGGCCUGCCGUGGAGCGAGAGCGUCGUCAUCAUGGAGGUGAUGGAGGAGGCGCUGCGGCAGGGCGGCGUCGUGUACCCCGAGGUCAUCACCAAUGAUGUGUACGACGCGCAGAACCCGCUCAACACUGGCAAGCGGUAAGGCUCGGAUGGGUAGGCUGCUGAGUUCGUGGGUUGACGGGACGGGUUGGGCUCCGGCAAGGCUGAAGCAUCAGAGCCAGGUUUUUGUUGUCUUCGAAUCUGGCAACGGAUGGGUAGGCAGUCAAUCAGCCAGAGAUGUGACGUGCCCCGAUGUUUCAGAAGGGCAGACAAUGGCAUUGGGCUCGGAGAAAUGUGAUCCAAUGCGUGAGCAGCCAACCAGAUGCUUCUGUGCCUGUGUGCCCACCCAUUUUGGUUCACCCCCCGCCGUCGCCGGAUUAAGACGCUCGUACAGAGUUGGGUUAGGAAGUGCAGAGUGACACGAUCAGUACCUGGUAGGUCGGUCGACUGGUGUCGGGCAUCCAGGCACAAUCGGACUGG